GGACAAUGUUGGCAUUACUGUAGAGGAUAUUAUAGUCCAUAGGUUUGGUGGUAUAAGUUUGCAAUUUGGAGUGAAUAAUAAUCAUGAGUUAAUUUCAUUUUCGACUACAAGAUAUCUUCUUCCCAACAAAAAAAAGUUGUAAGGGUGGCUGGAAUUUUCAGCUUUUCAUUUUGCCCCCACCUUUUCCUUUCAUUUCACUAUCAUUACUUGAGUUGAGCACGUUCCCGAGACAUCUCAAAUUUCCUCUGCUGAGAAUUUCACGAGUAUCAGGUGGUUUAUUCAACCAACAGUGGAUCUUCAAUUUGUUGGUUUCAGUGUUCUUGUAUGUGUGUUUUCAUUUUGAUGAGUUCAUGUUUAUGAGCCACAAAUGCAAGUGGGAACGAAGAAUGGGGUUUGGAGUUAGUUUGGACAAGUGGUGUGGUGUGGUGUCCUAUGUAAUGAGUGCACAUAUGUGAAGUGAAAAUUCCUCAUCCUUUUCCUCUUUUUUCACGCCUUAAUUUCUCUCUCUCUGGAAUUUGGAGCAACAGCCAGCACUCUAUGGAUUCUCUGCUUGGUAAUUGGCCAUCCUUUGAUCCUCACAACUUCAGUCAGCUUCGACCUUCCGAUCCUUCUAGUUCUUCUAGAAUGACGCUACCCACUUACCAUCCUACGCACAGCAGGACCCUUCCAGCACCUGAUCAAGUGAUAAGUACAGAAGCCAAAAAUAUCCUCGUGAGACACAUUUAUCAACAUGCUGAGGAGAAGUUGAAACCAAAAAGAGCUGCAUCUGAUAACCUUUUGCCUGAUCAUGGAUGCAAGCAACCUAGGGUUUCUAGUUGACAGUGGCCAUCAACCAACUGUUGUAUGUGAUUGUGAGUAAGUUUCCAAAAAUAUAUCCUUAGAAGAGUUUGGUGCUUGUUUAGAAUUUGAACGAUUUUGGCCAGUUAUAUAGACUUGGGAGUGUGUAAACAUAAACCUAAUAAUCAGUCAAAAUUUAAACUGAAUGAAACAAUGACGAUUUCAUUGUGUAUGUU
Glycine soja is the source of this 1013-nucleotide messenger RNA. RefSeq lists its product as uncharacterized. Lineage: Eukaryota; Viridiplantae; Streptophyta; Magnoliopsida; Fabales; Fabaceae. Gene Ontology annotation, cellular component: Cul4-RING E3 ubiquitin ligase complex. Gene Ontology annotation, biological process: positive regulation of proteasomal ubiquitin-dependent protein catabolic process. Bases 538 to 819 code for a protein of 93 amino acids. The record is from RefSeq and is a predicted model, not a curated record. The transcript has 6 exons.